This is a messenger RNA of Armigeres subalbatus, 3222 nucleotides long. It is a transcript of the gene eIF5, whose product is annotated as eukaryotic translation initiation factor 5. Gene Ontology annotation, molecular function: GDP-dissociation inhibitor activity; translation initiation factor activity; eukaryotic initiation factor eIF2 binding. Gene Ontology annotation, cellular component: cytosol. NCBI's taxonomy places the organism in Eukaryota, Metazoa, Arthropoda, Insecta, Diptera, Culicidae. The record is from RefSeq and is a predicted model, not a curated record. Gene Ontology annotation, biological process: translational initiation; formation of cytoplasmic translation initiation complex; formation of translation preinitiation complex. The transcript has 7 exons. Bases 1224 to 2582 code for a protein of 452 amino acids.
CGGCAGUCAGUGUCAGUGGUUGUGUGCUGUUGCGCGAAGGAAAAUCGUGAAGACACCAUCGUUGCUUUUUACUUUUUCACGUCGUAGAAGGAAAUCGUAAGUGCGAAUUCUAAUCCAAGUUUCUGUUCAGUUUUCAUCCAAAUUUGUGUUGCUUAAGCAAUUACAACUAAAUCGGUUUGUUUUUCUCCAGUUUGUACAUUCAGUGAGAGCAAACAACCAGAAGAUAAAAAGUGAGACGCGGUCGAAGUUUUAUCUUCAAACUCGUAGGAUUGUAAUAAUUUGUUGUCAGUUUCUUGUGAAUUGAUUGGAGGAAAGGAUCGCCUCGAGUGGCGCUAGCGUUUUAUAUGACUUUAGAAAGAAUACAAGAAACACCAGCACUCAAAGGAGCACCGCUUUCUCCACUUUUAAGGAGUUCAAGUAGUUCGUUGUGCAUGAUUUCUCAACAGCGUAGCGUAAGUCACAGGACUUCUAAAUAUUCCAGCAACCGACACCGGAAACUGCAACCAUUUAGAGAAACGUGAACAUCCUGUCGUUCGUGGGACACUUUGCUUGCCGAACAACUACAACAUUUGUCGUCAGAAUCAGAAUCAACAGCAACAACAAUAAAAAAUAUACCCAUUUACAACGCCCCAGCGGUGUAUUAGUGAGAGAGCGAGAGAUAAGCGUGCAGUGAGCAAUUGUAGCCGCGUCAAGUUCUACAUCAAUUUCUACGGGAACAGCAUAUACCCCACCCCUUAUUUGUUUAGAGGCAGUAGUCAUACAGCCAUCAGAGUAAAAUUCCGUAUCGUAUCGUAAAAUCAGCACCAUUGCGCGUCAGCAGAAUACACGAAACCGUAAUCAAUAUACCAAUGCUUUUGAUAUCGACUGUGGAGACACAAAUCGGAGACGGAGAUUCAAUCGUCACCAUCAUCGGCGACAUCUUAGUAAAACCUAGUAGUUGUAAACUUAAGCUGAGUGGUCUGAUCCUCUCGCAUCAGUGUCAGCAGCAGAUGACUUUAGCCUGCUAGACGGCGUAAGAAGCUUACAGUGCGACGACAGAGAGUUGGCAGGAACCGCGAGGUCCAGAACGUGAGUCAUUCCAGGAUAGGAAACAAUCCCUGGCGAGAGAUAAAUCAGUUCGUUCUAAGGAAUAAUAUAUCUUUACUACCGAGAUAGAAGGAUUUUAUCUUACUGAUUGUGUCAUCUGUUCAAUUUGAAAGUAGAGCAACGUCCUACCAGUCAAUAUGGGUACCGUAAACGUUAAUCGUAAUGUGACGGAUGUGUUCUACCGUUACAAAAUGCCCCGGAUCAAUGCCAAGGUCGAAGGAAAGGGCAACGGCAUUAAAACGGUCAUCGUGAACAUGGCCGACGUGGCACGCGCCAUUGGUCGUCCGGCAACCUAUCCAACCAAGUACUUUGGUUGCGAGCUCGGUGCGCAGACUCAGUUUGACUACAAGAAUGAACGUUUUAUCGUCAAUGGAUCCCACGACGCCAACAAGCUGCAAGACCUGCUCGAUGGAUUCAUCCGCAAGUUCGUCCUUUGCCCAGAAUGCGAUAAUCCCGAAACGGAUUUGAUUGUGUCGUCGAAAAAGGGAACAAUCUCUCAAGGCUGCAAAGCAUGCGGAUUCCACGGCCCGUUGGAGGUAAAUCACAAGGUCAACACCUUCAUUAUCAAAAAUCCACCGAACGUAAACCCGGCGAGCCAGGGGGCUUCGUUGACCGAGGGAAAACGCAAGGCACGUGCUAAGAAGACCGGCGAAAAUGGUGAUGAUUCAACCGCCGACAGUACUCUAGAUGCAUCGAACGCAGGCGAUGACACCAUUGAUGGGCAAACUAGGCGCAUGAACGGCGGAAAUGAUGACGAUGAUGACGUGAACUGGACAGUGGAUACUUCAGAGGAAGCUGUUCGCGCUCGUAUGCAAGAUCUGACAGACGGAGCUAAAAACAUGACAGUUUCGGAUGAUUUUGAUAAAACCGAAAAGGAACGCCUGGACAUAUUCUAUAAUCUGGUCAAGAAGAAGCGCGACUCUGGCGAACUUGAGAAUGUUCAAAUUCACAAGGAACUCUUCACGGAAGCUGGCCUCCUGGACAUCCAAGCGAAGUCAACACUCGUCCUGGCAGAAUUAUUGUUUUCAGCGAACAUUUUCCAAGAGGUUCGCAAGCAUCGGAAGUUGCUACUUCGUUUCACCCAUGAAGACUCCAAGGCUCAGAAAUACUUAAUCGGUGGUCUAGAGCAAAUUUUCUCGCUACAUACUGAUAAACUGAUGGACAAAGUGCCCAAUGUCUUCAAGCUGUUCUACGACACCGACAUUCUUGAAGAGAAAGCCAUCCUUGAGUGGUCUCAGAAGGUGAGCAAGAAAUAUGUAUCCAAGGAGGUAGCUGCACAGAUUCACGAGAAGGCGCUUCCAUUUGUCAAAUGGCUCCAGGAGGCAGAGGAAGAAGAAUCAUCCGAUGAAGAAGAUGAUUCCGAUGUCGAAAUCGAAUAUGAUGAUCGUGCCAAAACCGACUCACUGCGCAAAGAACCUGUCAAGCAAGAGGUCAAGAAAACCAAGGCUAUCGAGGAGGAAGAAGAUGGUGACGAUCUCAACAUUGAUGAUAUUUAAAAUGUGUGCUGAAAUAUUCACAAGGAUGCGAAAUCAAACCAACUGAAUUUCCUUUUCAAAAUUCACAAUCUUUUCCAAAAUGCCAUUUAAAAAAACAGCUGAAAACAUCGUUAAAAAAAACAAAAAACAUUUUGUGUAAUUUAGUAGCGAGUAAAUACAAGCAAAACACAGUAGAUUAAACAUGAUUGUUCAAAGCUCCAUAGAAUGGGACAAUGUUUGUAACUUGAUAUUAACGAACGUGUCAGCAAAAAACUGCUCGGUCAAUUUUGAAAGCAACCCAUUUCAAUUCGAAUAUUGUUAUUCGCUAUUUUUUCAAUCAAUUAAAUAAAAUAAUUUCUUUUUUCAUGUCGCCGAAAAUAUUGUUUUUGAAUACUUACUCUAGCCACGUUUUUCAGCGGGUUUGAUUAUAUUUCCCAUAUUUUUUACCACAAACUUUGCUCUGGUUUUUUUUGUGUUAUAUAUAUGUUCAACUUAUUAUAUUGAUGCUUGAAAAUAUCAAUUCCUACGCAGAGAUAACAAUACAAAUAGGGCAGGCAUUGGUUUGUUCGAAAUGAUAACUGAAAUAACUAUUUAAAGAUACGAACAAUAUUGUAAUCAAAUUAUGUUUAUCAGCAACAAAUACACAAUUUCAAAACAUUCA